Molecule: messenger RNA, 1905 nt
Organism: Poeciliopsis prolifica (blackstripe livebearer)
Lineage: Eukaryota; Metazoa; Chordata; Actinopteri; Cyprinodontiformes; Poeciliidae
Gene: cldn10e
Product: claudin 10e
Exons: 5
Coding region: 118-1119 (333 amino acids)
Biological process (GO): bicellular tight junction assembly; cell adhesion
Cellular component (GO): bicellular tight junction; plasma membrane
Molecular function (GO): structural molecule activity
Source: RefSeq, a predicted model, not a curated record
UUUCUUUGAAGAAAGGAGUUGGGUAGGAGUUCGACCCCACAUCUGGCUUUACAUUGGAGACAGUAAACAUUGUUGGAUGAGAAAUCGAGAGGAGAACCCACCUGCAUAGGCCGAAAGAUGAAGAUCAGAGUGGUCCAAAUCUGGGGGUUUUUAAUGACAGUGUUAGGCUGGAUCUUUGUGGCCUGCACUAUGGCCAUGGAGGGCUGGAAGAUCGCCUCAGUUGGUGGUAUGGGUGGUUCGUCCAUCAUCAAAGUGGCAUGGCACUGGUCCAGCUUAUGGAGAAAAUGCUUCACCGAUUCAACUGCAGUCAGUAAUUGCUAUGAUUUCCCUGCGCUCUGGUCUGUGGAAGGGCACGUUCAAAUAGUGCGAGGCCUACUGAUGGGAGCUCUUUCUCUGGGUAUGCUGGGGUUCGUACUCAGCCUGUUGGGUAUGGAAUGCACCCGUAUUGGGGGAAAAGACCCUUCAAAGUACAAGAAGAUCUAUAUAGGUGGAUUGUGCCACAUCAUCAGUGGUGCAUUGUCCACAUGUGGGUAUGCCGUGUAUUCAGAGUACGUCAUGAUCAAAAACUUCGAUUCCGGCCUGACUGGACUCGAUUACGGCCUUGGCACUCCGUUGUUCCUUGGCUGGGUGGGCUCGGCCUUUCACAUGACUGGUGGUUUUUUCUAUCUGUGGUCCGUAUGCACGCCGCUCUGUGGAAGAGGUGAAAGGGUGAUUAAGGUAAAACCACAGCCAGACCUGGAGAAAAACAAACCCACCACAGCUUCUACUGCCGUGUCAGAGGUCACCUCCAAUACCAAACUGUCAUCCAUCUCUGAGCUGUCGUCCCGGUCCGAGCGUUCGGAUGUGUCCUCCUUGUCGACACACACCUCCCAAUCUGGGCGUACUGCCAGGUCGGGUCGCACCCCCAGAUCAAACGGAACCUCCGAAUAUGGUUCGGGAUCCAGAUCAGGAUCCGAGUUUCAGUCAAGCCUGUCCUUGGAGUCCAGCCGGUCUUCUUUGUCGGGAUCGAGGAGCAGCAGUCGGAGCAGCGGCAGCAGUCGGAGCAGCCGCACAGUGACCUCGCUGUCUGGCAGUUUGAGAAGCGGAACUACGCCGUUUGUCAAAAACGCCUACAUUUGAACUGAUAAAUUAAAAUGUCGACGUCAAAAUCACUACGUAAACAAAUCUGUCAAUGUGUCUGACAUAAAGCCAAAUUCUGAUUAAGUUACCAGAUGCAAGCUAACUGAAUCAUUAGCUUUUGAAUGUUAGCCGUUUUAUGUCAAGUAAUUGUCUUUGACAAGUUGAGUUUUAUUUUAAUGCAAUAACCAUGUAUUUGUAAUCUGAAACAUCUGGUAGCUUUAAAAAAACAACAACAAUAAAUCAAAGGGUUAAUUCAAGCGUAAAAGCUAGUUAGCUGUAGCCAAACUAGCUAAUUUGGCUAGCUACAUUAGCACAUGUUUGACUGCUGCCAGCAUGGAAAUUGCCAACAUAACAAAUUCCACUUCUUAUUACAAGAUCCAAGCUGAAUAAUAAGGUCAAGAAAUUCAAUAAUAGCCUCUUUAUAAUUGAAAACAUGUAUGUUCAAAAUCUGCAUAUUAUUAAAUUUUUUUGUUUUGUUUGUUUCUUGGGGAAAUUUUAACAAUAGAUUGUAUUUGUGCUGUAAAUAAUUUUUGUUUUGGCUGAAAACGUUUUAUUUGAAAAUCUCACAAAGAUUUUACACUGACUGCUGAUAACUAUUCCACAUAACCCCAAUUGAAAACCAGUAAAUAAGUUACCCUUAUGAAAAUUACACCUGUUGAAACUGAAUGUGACAAACUUUACAAGUGAAUGUUUUGUAGUAACAAAGUCUAAAGAUUGAUAUAAGUGUUUGUUGACAAUAAACAAAGCUCUCUUUUACUGUCAUUCAGAAAUUCAAGCAAAUGUCCA